Molecule: messenger RNA, 876 nt
Organism: Heterocephalus glaber (naked mole-rat)
Lineage: Eukaryota; Metazoa; Chordata; Mammalia; Rodentia; Bathyergidae
Product: lysine-rich coiled-coil protein 1
Source: RefSeq, a predicted model, not a curated record
CUAUUUGGGGAAAGUUCAUGCUGAAAAACUGAAGCAAGUACUAGAUAAAUAUGAUCAGAUUUCUCCACCAAGUCCUCAGACUGCCAAAGAGAAUCCCUUUAUGUCAACCUAAUGAAGCAUUCAAAGUCAUAUGACUCUUUUCAAGAUGAAUUUGAAGAUUAUAUUAAAGUGCAGAAAGCCAGAGGCUUAGCUCCAAAGACUUGUUUCAGAAAGAUGAGAGAGGACUAUUUGGAAAGCUGUGGGUACAGGGAAGAAGUUGAUUCCAGUCUCAGGUAUAGAAUGUUUGAUCAAAGACUCCCAUCUGGAACCAUCCAGACCUACCCAAGAUCACAUAAUAUUUCACAGACAGAAAAUCAGUUACCUCGGUGGUUCCCAGAUUAUGACAACAGGCCAAGACUAGAGUCUCUGAGCUACUGUCAGUUCCCCAGGGACUGUUUCUCAGAAAAACUAGCACCCCUGAACCUCAGUCGGCAAGAAUAUAAUCAUGGUUCAGCCAGUGUAGAAUCUAGAGGUCCUGAGCACCUCUCCUCGGGAUCCAAGACUGGUAGUCAUCAAGCCAGUCAUCAGAAGAGAAGAAGGCACUCAGAGGAAGGCAACGAAAAUCCAAAGGAGGAACGGCCCAAGCAUAAAAGGAAAAGAAGUCCUGAGGAAGUGGAUUUAGAAGAACAUGACAGCAUCCAAAGAAGAAAAACAGAGGUAGAAACUGAAACUGCCCAGGUCAGCACAGAAAAGCUUAGGGAUCUGAACGAGAAAAAAAGCCAAGAUGUAGCCUUUCAGAGAGAAGACCACCAUAAGUGUAGAAAAGAGAAAAAGGAACAAGGCAAAGAAAGAACAGAGGAUGAAAUGCUUUGGGACCAGUCUAUCCUUGAAUUUUGA